Molecule: messenger RNA, 3723 nt
Organism: Tupaia belangeri chinensis (Chinese tree shrew)
Lineage: Eukaryota; Metazoa; Chordata; Mammalia; Scandentia; Tupaiidae
Gene: PLCB1
Product: phospholipase C beta 1
Exons: 30
Coding region: 1-3489 (1162 amino acids)
Biological process (GO): memory; release of sequestered calcium ion into cytosol; lipid catabolic process
Cellular component (GO): cytoplasm; nuclear speck
Molecular function (GO): calmodulin binding; phosphatidylinositol-4,5-bisphosphate phospholipase C activity; calcium ion binding
Source: RefSeq, a predicted model, not a curated record
AUGGCAGGUGCCACCAUUUUGCUUAUUCUAGCACCCUAUCUGUUUGUCAGUGCUCAGUGUUGGAGGUCUAUGCUGAGAGCCUUGGACCCCAAGUUACGUGAACUUUUGGAUGUGGGGAACAUCGGGCGACUGGAGCAUCGCAUGAUAACAGUGGUGUAUGGGCCUGACCUGGUUAACAUUUCCCAUUUGAACCUCGUCGCUUUCCAAGAAGAAGUGGCUAAGGAAUGGACAAAUGAAGUUUUCAGUCUGGCAACAAACCUGCUGGCCCAAAACAUGUCCAGGGAUGCGUUUCUUGAAAAAGCCUAUACUAAACUUAAGCUGCAAGUCACUCCAGAGGGGCGCAUUCCUCUCAAAAACAUAUAUCGCUUGUUUUCAGCAGACCGGAAACGAGUUGAAACUGCUUUAGAGGCUUGUAGUCUUCCAUCUUCAAGGAAUGAUUCAAUACCUCAAGAAGAUUUCACUCCAGAUGUGUAUAGAGUUUUCCUGAACAACCUUUGCCCUCGACCAGAAAUUGAUAACAUCUUUUCUGAAUUUGGUGCCAAAAGCAAACCAUACCUUACGGUGGAUCAGAUGAUGGAUUUUAUCAAUCUGAAGCUGAGAGAUCCCCGGCUAAAUGAAAUACUGUACCCACCUCUAAAACAGGAACAGGUUCAAGUAUUGAUUGAAAAAUAUGAGCCCAAUAGUAGCCUCGCCAAAAAAGGGCAGAUAUCAGUGGAUGGAUUUAUGCGCUAUCUAAGUGGAGAAGAAAAUGGAGUCGUUUCACCUGAGAAACUGGAUUUAAAUGAAGACAUGUCUCAACCCCUUUCUCACUAUUUCAUUAAUUCCUCACACAACACCUACCUCACAGCUGGCCAGUUGGCUGGAAACUCCUCUGUUGAAAUGUAUCGCCAAGUGCUCCUAUCUGGCUGCCGCUGUGUGGAGCUGGACUGCUGGAAGGGACGGACUGCAGAAGAAGAACCUGUCAUCACCCAUGGAUUCACUAUGACAACUGAAAUAUCCUUCAAGGAAGUCAUAGAAGCAAUUGCGGAGUGCGCAUUUAAGACUUCACCUUUUCCAAUUCUCCUUUCAUUUGAGAAUCACGUGGAUUCCCCAAAGCAGCAAGCCAAGAUGGCGGAGUACUGCCGGCUGAUCUUUGGGGAUGCCCUCCUCAUGGAACCGCUGGAAAAAUACCCGCUGGAAUCUGGAGUCCCUCUUCCAAGCCCUAUGGACUUAAUGUAUAAAAUUUUGGUGAAAAAUAAGAAGAAAUCACACAAGUCAUCAGAGGGAAGUGGUAAAAAGAAGCUCUCAGAACAGGCCUCCAACACGUACAGCGACUCCUCCAGCGUGUUUGAGCCCUCAUCUCCGGGAGCUGGGGAAGCUGAUACAGAGAGUGACGAUGACGACGAUGAUGAUGACUGUAAGAAAUCUUCCAUGGAUGAGGGGACAGCUGGGAGUGAGGCCAUGGCCACAGAAGAGAUGUCUAACCUGGUAAACUACAUUCAACCAGUCAAGUUUGAGUCAUUUGAAAUUUCAAAAAAAAGAAAUAAAAGCUUUGAAAUGUCUUCCUUCGUGGAAACCAAAGGACUUGAGCAACUUACAAAGUCUCCAGUGGAAUUUGUCGAAUAUAACAAAAUGCAGCUUAGCAGGAUAUAUCCAAAGGGAACACGUGUGGAUUCAUCCAACUACAUGCCUCAGCUCUUCUGGAAUGCAGGGUGUCAGAUGGUGGCACUCAAUUUCCAAACAAUGGAUCUGGCCAUGCAAAUCAAUAUGGGCAUGUAUGAAUACAAUGGAAAGAGCGGCUACAGACUGAAGCCAGAGUUCAUGAGAAGGCCCGACAAGCAUUUUGACCCAUUUACAGAAGGCAUCGUAGACGGGAUAGUGGCUAACACUCUCUCUGUUAAGAUUAUUUCAGGUCAGUUUCUUUCUGAUAAGAAAGUCGGGACUUACGUGGAAGUGGACAUGUUUGGUUUGCCUGUGGAUACAAGGAGGAAGGCAUUUAAAACCAAGACAUCACAAGGAAAUGCUGUAAAUCCUGUCUGGGAGGAAGAACCUAUUGUGUUCAAAAAGGUGGUCCUUCCUUCUCUGGCCUGUCUAAGGAUAGCAGUUUAUGAAGAAGGAGGUAAAUUUAUCGGCCAUCGGAUCUUGCCAGUGCAAGCCAUUCGGCCAGGCUAUCACUACAUCUGUCUGAGAAAUGAAAGGAACCAGCCCCUGAUGCUGCCAGCUGUCUUUGUCUACAUAGAAGUGAAGGAUUAUGUGCCAGAUACGUAUGCAGAUGUGAUUGAAGCUUUGUCAAACCCAAUCCGAUACGUGAAUCUGAUGGAGCAGAGGGCUAAGCAACUAGCUGCUUUGACACUGGAAGAUGAAGAAGAGGUAAAGAAAGAGGCUGAUCCCGGGGAAGCUCCGUCAGAGGCUCCCAGUGAAACCAGGACGACUCCAGCGGAAAAUGGGGUGAACCACACCACGUCUUUGACACCCAAACCACCCACCCAGGCUCUGCACAAUCAACCAGCACCAGGUUCUGUAAAGGCUCCUGCAAAAACAGAAGAUCUUAUUCAGAGUGUCUUAACAGAAGUGGAAGCACAGACUAUUGAAGAGCUAAAGCAACAGAAAUCCUUUGUGAAACUUCAAAAGAAGCACUACAAAGAAAUGAAAGACCUGGUUAAGAGACACCACAAGAAAACCACUGACCUUAUCAAAGAACACACUACAAAAUACAAUGAAAUUCAGAAUGACUACCUGAGAAGAAGAGCAGCUUUGGAAAAGAGUGCCAAGAAGGACAGUAAGAAAAAGUCUGAGCCCAGCAGCCCUGACCAUGGCUCAUCAACAAUUGAACAAGACCUUGCUGCCCUAGAUGCUGAGAUGACCCAAAAGUUAAUAGACUUGAAGGACAAACAACAGCAGCAGCUGCUUAAUCUUCGGCAAGAACAGUAUUAUAGUGAAAAAUACCAGAAGCGAGAACAUAUUAAACUGCUUAUUCAAAAGUUGACGGAUGUUGCUGAAGAAUGUCAGAACAAUCAAUUAAAGAAGCUCAAAGAAAUCUGUGAGAAAGAGAAGAAGGAAUUGAAGAAGAAAAUGGAUAAAAAGAGGCAGGAGAAGAUAACAGAAGCAAAAUCCAAAGACAAAAGCCAGAUGGAAGAGGAGAAGACAGAGAUGAUCCGAUCAUAUAUCCAGGAGGUAGUGCAGUACAUCAAGAGGUUAGAAGAAGCGCAAAGUAAACGGCAAGAAAAACUCAUAGAGAAACACAAGGAGAUACGCCAGCAGAUCCUGGAUGAAAAGCCCAAGCUGCAGAUGGAGCUGGAACAAGAAUACCAAGACAAGUUCAAAAGACUGCCCCUCGAGAUUUUGGAGUUUGUGCAGGAAGCGAUGAAAGGGAAGAUCAGUGAAGACAGCAAUCAUGGUUCUGCUCCUCCCUCUCUGGCCAUGGACCCUGGAAAAGUGAACCAUAAGCCUCUUGCCAGUGAGGAGCCUGAAGGAGACAACCCGGGAAAAGAGUUUGACACUCCUCUGUAAUUGUUCCCACCAGGCCUUCAGAACAUGCAUGGCCACUCAAGUUCCAUCGGACUCUCUCUUACUACAAAGAUCACUGCCCAGGACCAUCUUCCUGAGAAGCAUUCCUUAGCCUAAAAUCCACACCAGAGAGAGAGUUCCAGAAGGAUCCAUGCAGAGGUGGUCCCAUGCCCAGGUUCUAUGUGUCAUGGGAAACUACUGCAGGUCUACUAGUGAAGAGUGCAUGUAUGUGGGAUU